Molecule: messenger RNA, 822 nt
Organism: Haemonchus placei
Lineage: Eukaryota; Metazoa; Nematoda; Chromadorea; Rhabditida; Trichostrongylidae
Source: the annotation of a GenBank genome assembly
AUGAUGGAGUUGAUGCUAUUAUUGGCUGUACUUGGCUGUACUGUUCUCAGUGCACCGUUACCAGCCCUGGAAGAACAGUUCAAUCUGCCUGGUUUCAAUAUAAAGCAAGAGAAACAUGAAGAGAAAUUCGCCCGAGUCGAUCAGAACAAGGACAAAAAGUUGGACUUCAAUGAAUUCCUACAUAUGGAGCUAGCCUAUGUCGAAGCCAAGAAGGAAGAAUUCGAUUCACUCGACAAAGACAAGGAUGGAAUCGUUACGCUGAAAGAAUACGAGGAACAUUACCAUGGAGUAACUAGCCGAAGUGAAGCCAGACGAAGUGAAUACUUCGCCAACGUCUUCCACGAUUUCGAUGAAGACUUCGACAUGGCACUCAAUCAGAAUGAACUACAAAGAGUCCUUGCCGAACGUUUCCUAGUGAAACCUCGUGAGAAUUUCCCCAAACUCUUCUACUCCUACGAUCAUGACCAUAGUGGAGGACUGGAUCUGACUGAAUACAUGAAAUUCGAUGCCACCUUCCCAUUCGAACAGACUGAUCCUAUCUCCAGCGACCUGACAAAACUUGCAGAACCCUCGGGAAAGAAGGCCUCAUCCAAUCGAGGUGUACCCGAAUCUCUCAUUGAUGCAAAAGAUAGAUCAGCUAUCGCUUUGGUCAUGGCUCAGGGCAGUCCCACACUAAAUGAAGCCGCUAACAGUGUAGCUACUGUCCAUGCCGGGAACAGCAGUCCCACGGUGGAUGCUGCCGGACUGCAUCCAGUCGUGCCAGGGCCACCUCGUCCAGCCGUGCCGAUAGUAAAAAUUGCCAAACUUGCAAAAUCCAUCUAA